Rhizoctonia solani is the source of this 4479-nucleotide messenger RNA. RefSeq names its product Retrotransposable element Tf2 protein. The transcript is spliced from 4 exons. Gene Ontology annotation, biological process: DNA integration. NCBI's taxonomy places the organism in Eukaryota, Fungi, Basidiomycota, Agaricomycetes, Cantharellales, Ceratobasidiaceae. Bases 1 to 4479 code for a protein of 1492 amino acids. The record is from RefSeq and is a predicted model, not a curated record. Gene Ontology annotation, molecular function: nucleic acid binding; zinc ion binding.
AUGGAACCAGAGCCAACCAUUAGCGCUCUCCUCAAGGCUGUCACAGCCCUCACAGCCACAGUUGGGUCCCUACAGGACCAAAUCCGUAACCAAGGCCAACAGCUCAUUGAGCUCAAGGCCAUAUGCAAGGAGACCGCCAACUUACUUGGCGACAAGGAUCAAGGAGGACCCCAAGUCCAAGCCAAGCCUGGCCCAUCGACUGGGCCUGUUACCCCUCCAACCCACACAGGAGGGGAAACCUACACUCCAGGCACGGUUAGGCCUGGGCUCAAGGCCCCUUUCAGGCCAUCAAGGGGAACAGGGUUCGACUCAGAGGAAGAAGAGGAGUCCCGACGUCCUAAAAAGGAGCCUCGCGGCACGCCUAGGAGCCUCAGCUCCCUCACCCCAUUUGACACGGGGUCCAGCGUGAAGCGCCCCAAGAUGGACCUCCCAGAUCCUUACAAGGGAGAAGUCAGGGGCCGAAAAGCUACUCAAUGGCUGGAUAGGAUGAUGCUCUGGGUAGCCCUCCAUCGUGAUCAAUUCAACAAGGAGGAACAGAUGGUUGUGUGGAUCCUAUACCACAUGACUGACAAAGCUGCCAACUGGGCACUCCCCAUCAUUGGGACGAUCAUCAAAGGCGAGGGAAAUCCUCCCACCACCAUUUCAGCCUUGACGGCCAAAUUCAAGGAGGCCUUUGCAGAUCCCGAUGCCAAGAGAGCAGCCGCCAGAAAGAUUGCUGCGCUAACUCAGACCACAACCACAGCUGAGUAUGUCACCGAAUUCCGCAAUCUCAUGGCGGAACUCGAUUGGAACAAGGAGGCAUAUAUUGCCCAAUUCACGCGCGGCCUUCACUGGAAGGUCAAGGAACUGCUGUCUACCAAGGAUAGCAUCCCAGACGACCUCAAAGCCAUCUUUGCCGCGGCAAUCAAAAUUGACAAUAUCCGCCGCAAAAACAAGGAAAACCGUCCCAAGAAGUCCCUCUCCAAGUCCCCGGUCACCGCAACCACCUCCACUUCCACCACUACCACCAGGGUCCGCCUAUCAGAGGACCCCAACUAUGUCACCCCAGAAGAACAAGAUCGCCGCCGUGCAUCUGGCCUUUGUGUCAAAUGCGGCCAAAAAGGGCAUGGAAUUAAACAAUGUCCCAAUGGCUGGAAAGCCACAAUCAAGGAGGUGGCCAAGCCCCUGGCCCCAAAAUUAGAUGUGCAUGUAUUGGAUUGCAAGUUUGUAUCAGUUGCUCUAGACUCUAAUAAAAAGCCCCUGCUAUUUAUCAAUCUUGAACUGCACGAUUUUCCGACGGAACCCCUCAAAACCCUAAUUGAUUCAGGAGCAACAUCAAACUUUAUCUCCCCCUCAAUUGUGGAAAAAUAUAAAAUCCCAAAAACCCAACUCGAAAAUCCACAAGUUGUGAGAAUGUUAGAUGGUACUAUCUCUCAGACUGGUUGCAUUUGGCACCAGGUUCAUCUCACGGUUUCGGCCAAUGGCCAUCCCCAUACUAUCCCUUUCCUAGUCUGUCCCAUCGGAAACACCCCCGCCAUUCUUGGCAUGACAUGGCUCACCCAGGAGUCACCCCUCAUAGAUUGGAACCAAGGAACUAUCACUUUCCCUGACCAAGUCCAAAUAGCUUUGGAAGAGGAAGCAGACCCCAACCCAUUAGCCAACUUGCCCAAGGAAUACCAUGAAUUUGCCAGGGUAUUUGGCAAAGAAGAGUUUAAGGUUCUUCCCCCACACAGGGAAUAUGAUAUCUCAAUUGAUCUGAUUCCCGACGCCAAACUCUCCCCUGGACCCAUUUACGGCAUGACCAAUGCAGAAUCCAAGGCGCUCAAACAACACAUUGACGAGGAAUUGGCAACAGGCAAGAUUUGCCCUAGCGCUCCAGUCAUGUUUGUAAAAAAGGCAGAUGGUUCCCUGCAAUUGGUGGUCGAUUAUAGGAAGUUGAACGAGGUUACCCACAAGAACGUCUACCCGCUACCAAGGCAAGAUGAUCUCAUGGCUAAGCUCAGACACGCCAAGAUCUUCACAAAACUAGAUCUACAAUGGGGAUACAAUAAUGUCCAGAUCAAGGAAGGAGAUGAGUGGAAGACGGCCUUCAGAACUAAGUACGGGCUAUUCGAAUACCUAGUAAUGCCCUUUGGGCUUACCAAUGCCCCGGCCGCUUUCCAACAUUUCAUGAACGAUCUGUUCAGAGACCUCAUCGACAUCACCGUGGUUAUCUAUUUGGACAAUAUCCUGAUCUUCUCAGAGGACCCCAAGGACCACCCAGCACAUGUCAGGGAAGUCCUAUCACGACUAAUGAAGAAUCAGCUAUUCUGUAAACUCUCCAAGUGCCACUUCCAUGUCACCACGGUAGAUUACUUGGGUAUUGUCAUCUCCCUGGCAGGUUUUUCCAUGGAUCAGAAGAAGAUUGAGGCGGUCUCGUCAUGGCCAGUCCCCAAAACAGUCAAACAGGUUCAAGCAUUCCUGGGAUUUGUUAACUACCUCCGGCGCUUCAUCCCUAAUUUCAGCUCAGUAGCACGCCCUCUGCACAACCUUACCAAAAAGGAAACCCCCUGGACAUGGGGCAACCUAGAGGAAACAGCCUUUCAGGAGUUGAAGGUUCUUGUCACCAAGUCUCCGGUUCUUAUCCAUUCCAAUCCAGAACUCCCCUAUUACCUGGAGACAGACGCCUCAGGGGUAGCCAUGGGAGCCAUUCUUAGUCAGCGGGGAUCAGAUAACCGGUUGCACCCAAUCGCGUACAUGUCUAAAUCAUUCUCAGGGGCAGAAGGAAACUACGACACUCAUGACAAGGAACUCCUAGCUAUCAUCAAAGCCCUGGAGGAAUGGCGUAUUUUCCUGGAAGCUACAAACAAGCCGGUUCAGGUAUUUACAGAUCACUGCAACCUUGAGUACUGGAUGCAGGCAAGGACAUUCAAUCAACAGCACGCUAGAUGGCGCGUAUUCCUGAGCGACUUCAAUUUUGAGAUACAUUAUUGCCCAGGAAAGCAAUCAGGGAAGCCGGACGCCUUGUCCAGACGAUUGGACUAUGUUGAUACCCCACAAGAACCAGAAGUCAUGCUACCAUCAGAGGUCUUUGCAAACACGUCAGAGGAAGAGCUGGAAAUUGUCACAGAAGUACGCUCUAAACUGAGGGAAGACCCCUCCCUAGAGCCCAUCAUCCAAUUCCUGACCAAAGAUGCUGAUAACGUGCCACCGUCAAUAAGAAAGGCUUACAGAGACUACAAUUGGGAAGAGGAUCUCCUGUGGGAAUUCCACGACUCCCCCCUAGCAGGACACCCGGGUCAGCAAAGAACCCUCAAACUCUUGAGCCGGAAUUUCUGGUGGCCAGGAAUGAAGUCAUCCGCCAAGGAAUGGGUAGAAUGCUGCCCCACUUGUCAAGCCAAUCGUCGCGCCCAUAACCCGGUCAUAGCCCUAAAGCCCUUGGAAGUUCCCCCCUUUCCAUUUCACACCAUCUCCUAUGACUUCAUCACGGGUUUUCCCAAGUCAGAAGGACAUGAUGCAAUCCUGGUAGUCAUUGACUUGUUCUCCAAGUUAGGCCACUUCAUCCCUACCUUGAAAAAGGUUUCAGCAAAGGGUCUGGCUGAUCUCUUUGUUGCCCACAUUUGGAAACUUCAUGGGCUCCCUGUCAAAACUAUAUCAGAUCAAGGAACUACAUUCACAGGGAAAUUCCUUAGGGCUCUCUACCAACAAUUAGGAAUUAAACCUUCCUUUUCCUUGGCUUACCACCCUGAAUCAGAUGGCCAAACAGAACGUGUCAACCAAUUUAUUGAGUUCUACCUAAGGUCUUAUGUAGCAGCAGAUCAUUCAGAUUGGGUUAAGUGGUUACCACUUGCAGAGUACGCCUAUAACAACGCCAAGCACUCAGCUACUGGAAAAACCCCAUUCAAAUUAAUUUAUGGCAGAAACCCAAUCAUGAAUCCGUCAAACAUCCCUGCAAACGUCCCAGAAGCAGACCUUGUGGCAGAUACCCUAGCCCAGGAAUGGAAAGAAGCCAAAGCGGCCCUUAGAAUGAGCAAGGAACGGAUGACAAGGGAUAAAGGAACAGUCCCGGAAUAUUCAAUAGGGGAAAAAGUCUGGCUAGAUGGAAAAAACGUAGAACUCCGGACAAAUUCCAACAAGCUAGACCCCAAGCGACUAGGCCCCUUUGAAGUAUUAGAGAAGGUAUCCAGUCACGCAUACCGCCUUAAACUGCCAGAAACCCUUAAAAUCCACGACGUAUUCUAUGUGGGACUGUUAUCCAGGGUACAUAUAUCCCCAAGCCAACCAUUCCCAGAAAGACCCCCUCCUGAAACAAUAGAAGGGGAGGAGGAAUAUGAGGUAGAACAAAUCAUUGACUCCAAAAGACAACGGGGGAAAUGGUUCUACCUAAUCAAAUGGAAGGGUUAUGGCCCGGAAGACAAUUCCUGGGAACCGGAAGAACUCCUGGAGCACAGUCAGGAGGAGAUCCAACGCUUCAACAGGUCACAACUGAAAAAGGCUUGUGACUCCGCCAAGAGCCUUUAA